This is a messenger RNA of Bursaphelenchus xylophilus (pine wood nematode), 8040 nucleotides long. The record is from the annotation of a GenBank genome assembly. Lineage: Eukaryota; Metazoa; Nematoda; Chromadorea; Rhabditida; Aphelenchoididae.
AUGAUCAACUUUUUGAAUCGGCGAUUUCGCUCCGGUUUCCAACCGCUGAAGGCGUCGAUCAGCGAAUUCGAGUUCACAACGAUUCGAGACAAGAGUUCGCGGAGGAGGCCCAAGAAAAGUGCGAUUCCCCGCUUUUACAGCCAUUACGAUAUGACCGAAGCAGUCGGCAGCACGGUAAAAUAUUCUAUUUGGUUUUGUUCUAACCAAGGUUGAGCUUUAUUAUGACUAAAAAAUGGACUCUUAUCCGAUCAUUUUGAGCCCUAAGAUUAUACUUAUCCACCUAAUACUGUAAAUAUUAUAAUAUCGUCUCUGGGCUCUGAAGCACUUUGGAAAUUGGUUUGCAUAACAUUUCCGCUCUAUUUCACCAUGAAAUCAAAGAUUUUAUACGUAUAAAUUGGUCUUUGCCCUAGAGUCAAAUGUACCUAAAUUAUGGGUUGUCAGUUAUAACAAAUGGCCAGUGAUAGAGUAAAUAGUCGUUUACUCCCUUUGAGUUUAUUUGUCUGCCUCCAGAAUCCCUUUGGGACCUUUCAUAAAGCCUUGGCUGUUUUCUGGAGCUUCUGGAAUCCUCUGAGAUGAUUUAAUGAUUUGAAAUCUUGGCCAAGAUCUUGUGGGACUCUCCAAGAUCAAUGGACCGGCUUCUGGGCAUUUUAGAAACUUCCAUGAUGACUUUGAGAUAUCUUUUUGUUCUUUAGAGCCAUCGGAAUCUUGCAUUGUCGUCUGGCUAUGUCAGCAUUCUACAGAAUUGUUUCCAGAUCUCCCAGAAUCCUCUAGAAUCUCUCUGGAAGCUGUCACUAUCCUCUGAGUCCUCCAGAGUCCUCAAUGAUCCCGUAGAAUCUCUCUUCAUCUCUUAUUGUCCUCUGGACUUCCUAGAAUCUCCCCAUCUUCAGAUCCCUCCAAAAUCCCUCAUAACUUUUCUCGAAACCUCCGCGCAGUCCAUUCUCAAACCCCGCGGGGCUAUUUGUGAGUCGGAAGCGGAGGAAUCGCGAUGCACGGGAUCGGUUGCCCUCCGGGGACGUCUUUUGAGGCGUCAAGGAGAUAACAACCCUCCGUUUUUGCCAACAGUCACGGGGAAUGCGGCGUUUCGGCGCCGUUCGAUCGCUUUCCGGUGGCGCCGCGAACUGUUCCCGCGAGUUCUGGUUCAAACGCGCCGUCAUAGCGGCCGACGCCGAGAGCCUGAGGCCGCAGGUGAGUUGGGAGAAAGCUUAAAAUUCUGGAUUCAUGUUAAUGUAUCAAAUCGAUCAUAUUAUGAGGAACUGUUGUUUACUAAUCCGCAAAAUCGCUGAAGAAAAUUCAAAGUGCAAGCGAUGGGUCGGAAAAACCGUUUGCACGUGCAAAAAGCAACAAAUGUUACAGUGCAUGAUGCACUUUUGUUUUCACAGAGUGCACGUAUAAAGAAUUGCUCCAGAGACUUUGUAGUGUCAAAGUUUGAGGAUUAAAGGUUAGUUUUGAAAUUCAGACGGCGGAAGUGCGUUUGUUUACUUCUCGCGCCAAGAGAAGAAAUUUUCACAAGAAGCGAUUUUUACAUGGACAUCUUUGUUUUGAAAUUUGUAAUGUAACUGGCGUCUUUUUGAUAUAUUGUUUAUCUCGGUCGUAUAUCAGUUGAGGGGAAAUAUUAGUCAUCCUUCUUCUGGGGUAGCGGAGUUUUUGGAAACCGCUUUUGCUAAAAAUUAUUUGUAAUUUCCACAAAGCUUAUCGCAAAUAACUUGGCAAAAGAGCAGAAUCUGCUCACCGCCGAGAGAGCACGCUAAACGCGGAGAGCGGUCAGAGAGAAAAGCGCUUUUUGGCCAUAACUUUGGCAGUUUCGUGCGGAAAAAUUUGAUUUUUUGUAUAAGCAUUAUCCUUUACGGUGGAAAUAGGCAUGAAACUUUUCGUGCCGAAGUUCGGAAAAAAGUCCUAAAUUUUCGCCGACUUUCGAUCUAAAAAUCUCGGUGUUUUCUGCAAAGCGCGAGCUAGGAUUCUCGCAUAUAUCUUAGAACGAAUUAUUCUAAAUUUGUGCCAAAUUUCAUCAAAAUCUGAGCGUCGCAUUUGGGAUACUUCCCCUGUCAGUUUUGUUGGGAUCUUUGUUUUCUUUUGCCUCUUGUCCAUUUCUCCCCGACAUUACUGUACUUGACUCUUUGCCUUUCCCAUCCCAUUCCCAUACACUUUACGUCUUAUCGUCGCCAUCACUCCAAAUGACAUCAAUCCCCCUGUCUUGAACAUCCAAACAUCACUUACACCUCUACUUAUGUUCAUGUCUUAACUCUGUCAAAUCCUCUUAUUUUUUUUUAUUUUUUUGUCACGUUUGCGCGGUGCUUAUGCUGAAUUGGGCCGGAAAUUGUGGGGCGCGAAACGAGGUUAGAAGGGGAACGAUCCCAUUCUGCUGAGGGAUUUUACGAGCUCUGUCGCACCAAUACCCGCAGGGGAUAAACGCGUGCAAUUUGUUUUUUGACCACUUCAAAAAGCCCGACGGUUUGGCUGAUCUGUAAGAUGGGACGGGAGAGUUCACGAAGAUUUUUAUUCAGUUCUCCAAGCAACAUUGGACAUGGUUAUGGCCACUACUGUGUCUAUAAGCAUGUUUUUCCAAGCUUUCUCGAGUAUUUCACACUUUUUUUGAAACCAGGAAUUUCCGGUCCCGAUGCAGUUGGAAGCGUCGGAAACAAUGCGCCAGCUGAGCCAUAAAAUCUCCGACACCCUCGGACGCCGUGGCCCGCGCCCUCGGAUUCCAGGACUCGGCUCCUCAUUACCUAUUACGGACUUCCCGCUUACGCAUUCCGGAAUUUCCAAGUCUCGUCUAGGCCAUGUUGCGUGAAAUUCGUUUGACCUUGCGGCGAUUUCCUUGGGCGGAGAGACACAGUAUUUCCGGCCAAGUGAGUCAUGCGUCAGCAAGGCCUUUCGUCGCUGUUCUCUGCUCCAGAAACUUAUAUUUUUGUAAAUUUUUCGCUUAUUUCCCUGUGAUUUGCAGGCUUCGCUGGAUUUUGACGCUGAAAUUCGUACCCUCAGGGCCCCGUGGGUGGGAAAACAUUAAGGCGUUCUUUCUGUCAGAUGUUGAAUUUUUUGAAAUUUGAUAGAUCAAUUUCUUCUUGGCUAGUCAACUGCAAAAAAACAUAAAAAUCAAAACAUCAAAAGUUUGUUGGAAAUGUCGGGAUUUUUGGUCGUUGGAUUGAGCGUUUCUCUGUGUGAAGUCUGAUGUGUAAAGGAAUCUAUGUGGCCUGUGGUGCCCAGCAUGCAAGCUAACAAUUGUUUUAUUUAGCUGUAAAAUUUUUUAUUCUUUGCGGAGGUGAGAAGUGUGAUUUUUUUAUGAGGCACAGGGGCCUGUUUCAUCAACGAAAAAUAAAUAAAAUAAACGAAAGGGAAAGCGAGAGAACACCCAAAACACGUUUCGAAGCGAGAGAGUCGCGACAGAUUAGUAGAGACCAUCUAUAGAGCGGCGCAUUUAUCACAGCGAUCGGAGUGACUUUUUACGUCCAAAACGGGGGGUUCUCAGCAGUAAUCAGUGGAUAACUCGGCUCCCGGUGGUCGUAGAAUCACCCUUCCAAAAACCAAAUAAAGCUAUUCCUUAGAGCUACGUGAUAUCCAAAUUUCAUAUUUAUACUUCAAAAAAUGAACUCAGUAGACACCUAGUAGAUCGUAGUAUUCAACUUUUUUGACGUUUUUUCUGAAAAACGUUAUUAUUUCAGUCAAUUUUUAACAUAAUGGGAUAAAAUUGGUACCAGUCGAUAGCCAAACGUUUACUCUACAAAACUUUUUUAGAGGGGCGGUUUACUUCAAAAAAUGAACUCGGUAGACACCUAGUAGAUCACAGUAUUUACGCUUUUUUUACGUUUUUUCGAAAAAAACCUUUGUUUUUCACUCAGUCUUUAACAUAAUGGGAUAAAAUUAGUACCAGUCGAUAGCCCAACGUCUAAUCUAUAAAAAAUUUUUAGAGGGGCGGCUUCUUUUGCCCUGUGACCUGCGAAACGUUCAAUUUCGUGAGACGAUGUCUUCUAUUUGCGUAAAAAGUCCUUCGAUCGUUUCCGAAAAAACCAAAAGAGAGGAAAAGGGCCCUCGAAACGCGGUUUUUUGUGUCAAAAACGGUGGUUCAUGACAGUAAACAUAGACGUUUCGCAGGCCACAGGGCAAAAGAAGCCGCCCCUCUAAAAAUUUUUUAUAGAUUAGACGUUGGGCUAUCGACUGGUACUAAUUUUAUCCCAUUAUGUUAAAGACUGAGUGAAAAACAAAGUUUUUUCCCGAAAAAACGUAAAAAAAGCGUAAAUACUGUGAUCUACUAGGUGUCUACCGAGUUCAUUUUUUGAAAUAAACCGCCCCUCUAAAAAAGUUUUGUAGAGUAAACGUUUGGCUAUCGACUGGUACCAAUUUUAUCCCAUUAUGUCAAAAAUUGACUGAAAUAAUAACGUUUUUCAGAAAAAAACGUCAAAAAAGUUGAAUACUACGAUCUACUAGGUGUCUACUGAGUUCAUUUUUUGAAGUAUAAAUAUGAAAUUUGGAUAUCACGUAGCUCUAGGGAAUAGCUUUAUUUGGUUUUUGGAAGGGUGAUUCUACGACCACCGGGAGCCGAGUUAUCCACUGAUUACUGCUGAGAACCCCCCGUUUUGGACGUAAAAAGUCACUCCGAUCGCUGUGAUAAAUGCGCCGCUCUAUAGAUGGUCUCUACUAAUCUGUCGCGACUCUCUCGCUUCGAAACGUGUUUUGGGUGUUCUCUCGCUUUCCCUUUCGUUUAUUUUAUUUAUUUUUCGUUGAUGAAACAGGCCCCAGGUGAUUUUUGAGUUAAAUUAUUUUGGUUCUUGAACAUAAGAUUUGAGUCAUUUUUUGUCAGAAUUAUCCAGCAGUUUUUCAUUACUGAAAAAAUUAGGAUGACAAAAGUUAAUUUUUAUGAAUGGCGUAAAAAUUUUUAUUUUACAUAUACAAGGUACCCUAGUACUAUUUGCUUAAAAUUCAGCGUAUACAUUGUCCACAGGGCGCAUAUUAAUUAAAAUUUUGGCUGGAGCUUUGCAUGGGCUCCCUGUAAAUUCUACAACUUUUUUUUUCCAAGAGCGAGUAGCGAUGGGAGGAGAAAGGUCAGAAAAAAUAUUCUUUUGGCUGUAUCUUUGCCAAUUUCGCAUAGAAAAAAAUAUUUUUUUUUUGUUUUUGCAAAUCGCAAGCUAAAGCUCUUGUCUCUAAGAUAUUUACUCUAAAGUUGUACCAAGGUUGAUCAAAAUCUGGGAAUUGCAUUUUGAACACGAGCCUUUAAGAUUAUGUCAUCCCUCUAGUCUGCUUGCCGUAUAUCGAAGACUUCCCUUGUAUGAAAUCUCAAAACUACAAGUCUCUGAAAUCCUCAUGCUAAAAUCGUCCGCUUUUAUUAUACGAUCGCAUUUGAAAUCCAACGAAAAUGUAACUAUAGAAAGGUGUAUUUUGAUAUAAACAUGUCCGCAAGACCGACCGCUGGUCGUCCGGGACGACUCGCCAGGAACGGUGGGGGGUUUGUGAUGCCGUGUGUCUCCGAACUGUUUCUAAUUCCCACUCCCACACGCGGGGCCGCCAAAACUUAUGCCUUCAGGGCAUUCCCAAGGUCCGGAACUUUUCGCGGGUUAUUAAACGAGGGGUUUGGGCCGAGUCGAAAACCCGGCCCUUAAUUGGAUUCUGGAGUGUGGUUAGUGCGGGGAUCGGGGUGUUUUUUCGAAUGUUCGUGUGGUAGAAUGUACGAAAUGAAGUCAAGGGAAUUUGGAUAUAACGGCUUGUUAUGACUUCAUUAUGAUGCUGGACACGGUUUAGGGGCACGAAGCACGUUGUGGGGAGAAUUCUGGAUGUUUUAUUUAGGUUCAAGGAGGAAGUUUUAGAUGGGGAGCAGGCAAACUCACAAUGCCUCGAUUUCAUUGAAACUUUGCUCUUUAAUUCGCUCGGUCUUCUUAAUCAUUCGCUGAAAAUUUGAGCUCGUAAUUUGCUUGAGGCGCUGAGAUAUUCCAAAAUAAUUUUCAUAGGGAUAUUGCGUAAAAUUCGGAGUUUUGGUCGGAGAAAAGACGUCUUCAAGGCAUUUCUUUACAAGUAAGAUGAGUCUUUUUUAGCCUUUCUAACUUAUAAACUGUCUAAAAAUUGCAUUUUUGUUUUGUCCAAUCCUUGAAAACCAAUGAAAUUUGCUUCCCAACGGCUUCACAAUUUCAAAAAAUCUGAUUUUCAGAACAGCGAAGAAGUAGUGGAGGUCCUGGACGUGGAAAGCAGUUCGAUGGAUGGAGACCGUCAGGUUCUCUUGGCCUUUGUCCCCUCCUCAUCCAGCUCCCUCAAGGACGAUGAGGAUCCCAUGAAUGAUGACUUUUCCUCAGUUGCAUACAGCGAGUAAGUUGAUGACCUUAAACAGCGAUCUUUUGGUUGUUGUUUUAGCCAAGGAAGAUAUAGUUUAAAGCCCACAUUUUUUAUUAAAUUUUGAUCUAAUUAUUUGCCAAGUUCUUCAAAAUCUGAGCGUUUUACUUUGAGCAUUUCCCUUGUUUAACUUUUUUUUCAAUUCUUGACUUCCUGAACUUCUCCCAGUACCCUUUAUUUACAGUAUUUCAUGUUUACUUCCUGGGAGAUGUUGAAAUCUUGACUUUAAUUGCGAUAUUAUUCUCGCUUACACAUUUAUUUUUAGGUUCAAAAGCAAUGACUGCGGCUUGGACCGGGCACUGAAUGAAUGCAACCAAAUUCGACUCAAGGACGGAUUCAAGGAAGGCCUUUUGUUGAAAUGUAUCGAGCCUAAAGGUGAGUUCUUCAAGUCGUUCUAACAAGCCCUAAAUCAUCAGCACUUUGAGUCCUCAUAGUGACAAAAAAAGACAUUUGGUCGCCUCUUACCCAACUCAAACCUCCUUUUUUCUAACUUAUUUCAAACAUGCAGCUCUCUUCUCCUUCCUCCAUUUUGCCACUUUCGAAACGGGAUCAUUCGGAUUCAACGGUGCGGGUCAAUUAGCGGACAGUCUGGACCUGUCCUCCGGCGCUCUGAUCGGCGUCUACGACGAGCUGUUCGCCAUCCAGAAGUCCACCAGCUUCAUCGAGCCUGCCCUGCCCACCCACCGACAUUCGGGAUAUAUCGUGUCGAGUUUCAAGAUUCUGGAUCGGUCCAGUCGACAGAAACAGCUGGAGAAGGCGUGGCUGUCGUGGACUGGAGCCCGCGAGAUCUACAAAUACUCGCCGAGGACCUGGAAUCUGCGGAGGAUCACGUUGACGAGGAUCGCCGGACUAUCGUAAGGGGAGGGGCGGAAAAUUUGGGGCUGUUGCGAAGGGCAGUUUUGGGCCAGUUUAUGGCCAAAUGGGUCGUUUUUUGAGUCAAAUUUUAUACUUAAUUUGAAAGCCUGAGUGAGGAAGAGUAAUUGCUGAGCUAUACUAAGCUCAUUUUCUGAAAGCCUUAAAACUGAUGAAUUAUUUAAUUACGAAUUCUAAUAUUUGAAUUAAAAACUUUUGGAUUAAGUUUGAGUCAAAAUACAGUAUGAAUUCCAAAAAAAUUUGAAAAUAUUUUUGAGAAAGCAUGCAAAACAUGACUAAAAUUGAAUAUUGAUGAUUCCGAAAAGCCUUGCGAACUCAUGAAUUCGAAUUUCCAGCAAGGACAACCAGCGGACAUUUGCAUACGUUGUGUUGUGCGAAUUCGGCAACAUUCUGCAUCCCUCCAACACGAUCAAGGCGCUGGACAUGUGCGAGAGAUUGCGAGCCAGGAAUUGCGGUCAUGUUGGGCUGUAUCAGGUACCAUUCGAUGACAUAUUACUCAUCUUGUCCUAUGUUUAGGUCCAAUACAACUAUGGGAAAGCGCCGAGUUCUCCGUUCGCCCCUCCCCGACCCCGUCUCCAGACCCAAUCCAACACCCCAUCACCCUCAAAUUCGACCAAUUUUCGGGGCCUUUCGCCGCGCGGAUCGCCGCGAUUAUCGCCUCGAAGCAUGCCCAGCAACCUGAUGAAUGGCCGCAGGCCAAUGGUUCGUGGAUAUUCGCAGGAUGUGGACACGUCGGGGCCCAAUGACACCGCCCGACGUCGCAGUAUCCUGCUCCGGAUGAGGGAUCGGAGUCUGGGCUACGAACUGAACGAACCCGGCCGCUUCCACAGCUAUCAACAGUUCGAGGAGUUGGCUUGA